CUCAGCGGCCAGUGGCCACGGCACCGCCACGAAUACUGAGCUCUAAGGCAUUUUCAGGCCUGCGCUAUAAGCGCUAAAUUUUAUUCAGCGUGUGUUACGACGUAACAAGACAGGUUAUAUUUACACCUGCGUCUGCACUUUAACUACCUUUGUUGAUUUAAGUUACUCUAAAAAUUAGUAGAAAAGUAAGUUUUUCUUUGAUUCAUUGAUAAUAUCACUAUCUCAAUCAUUGACAUUUCGAAGGAAAAAACAUGCUUAUUAUACGAGAAGUAUCAAGACGGCAUUUGCCUUGUUUCUCUAAUACUUGCUAUCAAUUCCGGCAUUUGACAACUAAAACGAGAGAAAAACCAAAAGAUAUUAUGGCAGAUUUUAAAACAAAAUUGCCGGCAGCUAAAUCAAAAAAACCCAAACGCGAUCCCUUCGUCAAAAAUCUCUUCCUUGGUAUUGUCGAUACUGAAUUUCUUGCUUAUCCAGAGCCACAGCAUUACGACAGGUAUAAUGAAUUUCAAGAGUGGUUUCAACCUCUUAAAGAUUAUAUGAAAACUGUUAAUCUCAAUGAAUUUGAGGAAACAGGCGAAAUACCAGCCCAUGUCAUUCAAAAAUUUAGAGAAUUGGGAGUAUUUGGAACAAGAAUUCAUGAAGAUUAUCAAGGCUCAAAUUUAUUAAAUUCUGAGUUUUUGCAAGUUCUUGAAGUUGUAAGCAAAGUACCAGCUCUUGGUGUUUAUUUACUAAAACAUAGUGUACCACCUAUAAAUAUUUUGAACAAAUAUGGAACAGUUGAACAAAAACUCAAAUACCUUCCGAAAAUUGCCUUAGGACAGUCAUUAGCUACAAUAGCUGUAACUGAACGGGAAAGUGGUCCUAGUGUAAAUAAUAUAAUGACCACAGGUACAUUAUCUAUAAAUAAUGAUCAAUGGAUAAUUAAUGGGGAAAAAACGUUUGUUUCCAAUGUAAAAAAUGCAGAUGUAUUUUUGAUUAUUGGUCAUGCUUCCCAAAGUGGUAAUGUAGAUAGACGACCAGAGACUCUUACUGCUUUUCUUGUAGACAAGGGGAGUGAAGGUUUGCAUGUAGCACAGGAUCUUAUUCAUACAGUAGGUUUGAAAGGUUUUAAUACUGGUAGGAUUAUAAUGAAGGAUGUAAAAAUACGCAAAGAAAACAUUCUUGGAAAGGUUGGAGAUGGUGCUCAACACCUUAUUGAUAUGUUUGCCAACAGUAGACACUUUAUUGUAUCUAUAACAAUAUCUAUACUCAAAGCCUUUUUAGAGCUACUAAUAGAUGAUAUUCUGCAAAGGAAGCACUUUAACCAAAAUUUACAUGAGACAGAAAUGGUAAAAAAUGUAAUAUCAAACAUCUCCUGCUCUAUAUAUAGUAUGGAAAGUAUGCUUUAUAUGACCGCAGCAAUGAUGGACAUUUAUGAUAAUCAAGAUGUGCAACUUGAAGCGGCUCUUACAGAACAAUAUUGCAUUCAAGAAUGUUUAGCUAGGAUAAUGGAGAGUGCUGGACUGAUUGGUCCCAGAGUUACUACUCUAGUCAAACCCUUUGAGCAAUUAUUUAGAGAUACCUUUACAGUUACAAAUUAUGAUAGUUCACUCAUGGAUACAAAAAUUUUCUCAGCUCUUUUGGGUGUUCAACAUUUUGGUCUUUUUAUGUCAGAUAAAAUAAAAAAAGAAAGGAAUCCAUUUAUGUUCCCCAAGAAUAUUCUGAUGAAAAUGUUUUUAAAAGAAAACAGGUUAAAAUUGCAUUUAGAGGAAUAUUUGCACCCCUCUUUACAAGAGUGUGCUGAUUUUCUUGAUAGAAGUCUCUUUUUAUUAAAAGAUUGCACAGAAUACUUAUUAAUUACAAAUGGUCUGAUCAUUACUGAUAGACAUGCAAAUCUUAGUAGGUUGAGUGAUAUGGCGUGUCAAAUAUAUGCAUAUAUUGCUAAUGUUAGUCGAGCUUCAAGAUCUUAUUGUAUUGGUAACAGAGAUUCCGAAAAUGAAAUUAAAAUGAGCAUAAUAUUGUCUUACAAAUUAGAACAAAGAGUUAAACAAUUAGCUGAAGAUAUCAAAGCCAGUGAAUAUGGAAAUGGUGAUUUCUUAAGUAAUGAAAUCGCAGAUAUAACAAUACAAAGGAAAAAAUAUAUGUCAGUAAACCCUUUACAAAGAAACUAUUAAUUGUAC
Molecule: messenger RNA, 2159 nt
Organism: Phymastichus coffea
Lineage: Eukaryota; Metazoa; Arthropoda; Insecta; Hymenoptera; Eulophidae
Product: complex I assembly factor ACAD9, mitochondrial
Exons: 2
Coding region: 252-2153 (633 amino acids)
Molecular function (GO): flavin adenine dinucleotide binding; acyl-CoA dehydrogenase activity
Source: RefSeq, a predicted model, not a curated record